AUGAAAAUUCCUAUUUUUUCUUUUUUCUUCACUCUAAUAUUUUUUGGUAUAUUUUUAAAAGCUAAGAAAUUUGAUGUUUUUCUUUCUUAUCAUAAAAGAAUAUCUAAAAAAAUUAAUGAGAUAUUAUUAUAUUUUAAUAUAUUUGAAGUUCAAUAUCCGUUAAGUUAUAUAAAUAAUGAAAAAAUAUUAGGUUUACAUAUGAAAGAUAUUGAAAAAGAUGCUUAUAAAGUUUAUCCUAUUUUGAAAGAAUUAAAACAAAAGGAUUAUUUUCGAAUAUUUAAAGUUAAUCUACAUAUAUCAUGUAAAUUUUUGAAAAUUAGUGAAAAAUGUAAAGAAAUGAAAAAAUGCAGUGUUUGUGAAUGUGAUGAUGAUAAAAUUCCAUAUAAUUUUAGAACUAACGAAAUUGAAAUAAUUGAAGAUAAAUUGUCUAAUGAAGAUUUAAAAAAAACUUUUACAGAAAGUAAAUUAUAUAAUGAUAUAUUAGGAAUAUAUGCUCCGUCUAAUGAAGGAUUUUUAUCAUAUGUAGAUUUAGUUUAUAAUUCUCCAUGUUUUACUGCUUAUGAGGGGAAGAAUAUAUGGGAUAUGAUUUAUAAAGAAAAUUGUUUUAUAAAUGCUGAUAGACAAUGUGAAGAAAUGAAUAGUUUUUAUAAAAUAAUAUCAGGAAUGCAAUCAAACAUAGCUGUUUUAUCAUCAGAAUAUUAUUACUUGAAAAAUGAUAAUAUAUUAGAAGAAAAUAAAUUAAAUAAUAAAUUUAGUUUUGAUCAAUAUCCCAAGUUAAACUAUGAUUAUAGUGUUUCUUUUUUUAAAGAAAAAAUUGGGUUAUAUCCUGAUAGAAUUGAAAAUUUAUAUUUCACAUUUGCUAUAUUAUUAAGAGCUAUGUGUAGAUUAAAAUCUUUAUUUAAACAAUGUAAAUGUAAUUCAGGUUAUGAAGAAGAUGAUAAAGCAGCUGUUAAACUAUUAAAUGAAUUGUUAGAAAAUUCUUAUCAUUCGUGUUCUUCAAAAGAGUUCUUAGAACCAUUAUUCCCAACUCAAGGAAAAGAAAUAUUAUCAAAAUUUAAGAAUAUAACAAAAAUUCUUGAUUGUGUACCAUGUGUAAAAUGUAGAUUACAUGGAAAAUUAAAAACAACAGCUUUACAAAUAGCUUUAGUGGAAGGAGUAAGUAAUGAACAUAUAGGCUCUCUUGAAAGAAAUGAAAUUACUGCUUUAAUAAAUGCUCUAUAUUAUUUUGCAGAUUCUAUAAUAAUUAUACAUAAGUUUCAGGAGAGAUUAAAAUUAAGGAAGACUAUAUUUAUAUUCUAUUUAUUAUCUUUUUUGUUGUUCACUUUUUUAAUAAUAUAUUCUGUAAUUUUUGUAACAAUAAGGAAUUAUAAAAAAAAAAGAAAAUUAACUUAA
Molecule: messenger RNA, 1392 nt
Organism: Plasmodium gallinaceum
Lineage: Eukaryota; Apicomplexa; Aconoidasida; Haemosporida; Plasmodiidae
Product: endoplasmic reticulum oxidoreductin, putative
Exons: 5
Coding region: 1-1392 (463 amino acids)
Biological process (GO): protein folding in endoplasmic reticulum
Cellular component (GO): endoplasmic reticulum membrane; endoplasmic reticulum
Molecular function (GO): FAD binding; protein-disulfide reductase activity; thiol oxidase activity
Source: RefSeq, a predicted model, not a curated record